AUGUUGCAAUGGUUGGUCAACAGCGGACUGACAGCUCGCAAGCUGAUCCUACGGCAUUUGACUCUACCAAGACUUUAUGCCUGGCGCAAACGGAUGAUCGCCGACGACAUCAACGCGAACGAUAAGGUCUACAAACUCAUCUGGGACACGGAGCCAUGGUGCGUCUUUAUUACCUUUGCGCACAUCCUCGUCGGUGUCCAUAACUGA
Aureobasidium musti is the source of this 207-nucleotide messenger RNA. The record is from the annotation of a GenBank genome assembly. Lineage: Eukaryota; Fungi; Ascomycota; Dothideomycetes; Dothideales; Saccotheciaceae.